CGCUUCCGAUUCCCGCGAGGAUAUGGCAAUCAACUAAGCGUUUCAGUGCCGGACACUCCACUGGAAAAGGGCUACGGUGCACCCUUCUUUCUGCUGCCCUCAGCUGGACAUCCGAUCGUCUCGUCGUCACUGUCCAGCCCAAUAUCAUCUACAGAAUCCUUUCGACUCGCCGCAUCACCUUCCUAUGUAGGACUGUCGCCAACGCCACGAACUGAUGGUGGUUCAACGUCAGAUCUGCAAAAGUCGCCUGGAUCACUGUCUUCGGAAACACAGGGUGACGAUGACGAUAAAAAGCAGUACUACUGUACCAUCUGCAAGAAAGACUUCAAGCGCCCAGACAUACUUUCAAGACAUCUACGGCGGCAUACUGGUGAGAAACCUUUCGGUUGUGAUUCUUGUGGGCGAUAUUUCUCGCGUUCCGACCACCUACGAACGCAUCGACGGACACACACAGAUGAAAAACCUUACCAGUGUACGAUCUGCUCGUACGCAGCUACGUCGCCGACGCUGCUCACAAAGGGCAUUACUGAGCCACUCGUUCAUCAGCCAAAGCCGCGUUCUCGUCAAUUUUCCAGAAACAUCGCUGACAUAAGAAGAUGCCUCAGCGACGGCGAUCAUUCACUGACUUCUUCAGUUGCUUCUGGAGAGCCCAGCACACCGAAAAGAAUACGUCACACAACAGACAUAUCGCCAGUUCGUGAACACCCAGAACAGCGAGAUCGAACUCUGACAGAGGUUUGCGCAAAAAUCGUCCAA
Messenger RNA from Cooperia oncophora, 756 nucleotides. NCBI's taxonomy places the organism in Eukaryota, Metazoa, Nematoda, Chromadorea, Rhabditida, Trichostrongylidae. The record is from the annotation of a GenBank genome assembly.